AUGAAUCAUCAUUUGCUUACAAAACUGUCGCUGCUAAUAACAUUGUUGAUGUUCUUGGUGAGUUUUAGCGACGCAUUUCGCCUCAUUCGACAUAAAAAAACAGUGAACAUCACAAACGAUUUAGAUAUCGGUGAUUUCAAGGAUUUAAUAUUGCAUUGCAAAUCAAAGAAUGACGAUCUGGGCGAACAUGAACUGGUUUAUAAAGAUUCUUAUUCGUUUACGUUCCGGCCGGAUUAUUGGAGAACAAGUCAGUUUUUUUGCUUCUUUAAAUGGGAAGAAAAUAAUAAAAAUCGAACGGAGUGGUUUGAUAUUUAUAUUGAUGAGAGGGAUAAGGAACGGGGUACUAUUUGUUAUUGGAAUAUUGAAUCUCCAGGGCCUUGUAUGCUUAAUGAAGCUACUAGCAAGUUUGAUAUUUGUUUUCCUUGGAAUCCCAAGUGA
Molecule: messenger RNA, 438 nt
Organism: Mercurialis annua (annual mercury)
Lineage: Eukaryota; Viridiplantae; Streptophyta; Magnoliopsida; Malpighiales; Euphorbiaceae
Product: S-protein homolog 19-like
Exons: 1
Coding region: 1-438 (145 amino acids)
Source: RefSeq, a predicted model, not a curated record